Messenger RNA from Notodromas monacha, 531 nucleotides. NCBI's taxonomy places the organism in Eukaryota, Metazoa, Arthropoda, Ostracoda, Podocopida, Cyprididae. The record is from the annotation of a GenBank genome assembly.
AUGGGUGACGGCGUGGUUAGAGUUAUCGAAAGGUCUCGAAUAGCUGAGGAAACCGGAAUUUUGGACUUGUCGGAUUGCCAGCUGAUGCAAGUUCCUGAUGCAAUUUACCACCUGAUGCGAAAUUUAAGACUCAUCCAGGUAAACCUGGCUCGCAACGUCAUCGCCAAAUUGCCGCCGAAAUUUCCUCUCAAGUUUUCCCUCAUCACGAAGUUGGACAUGUCGCAAAAUAAAAUCAGGACGUUGCCUGAUGAGUUCAUGGAGUGCAGUGAAUUAACCACAUUGGACGUGUCGCACAACUGCUUCACUUACUUGCCAUCAUGCAUUUUCAAACUUCCUUCAUUGCGACGUCUCAAGGCCAAUAACAAUUACAUCACAGAUAUUGACACUGAGCGUUUGGCACGCAAACCGCUGUUGGUCGAGAUUGACCUUCGGGAAAACCCGAUCAGUUCGACGAGUCGUCGAGCCCUGGAAGCAGCAUCGGCGCCGGAGAGGAUUUGUCGCCUUCCUAUUGCCUUUUGGAUCAGUCAGUAG